Molecule: messenger RNA, 1445 nt
Organism: Myzus persicae (green peach aphid)
Lineage: Eukaryota; Metazoa; Arthropoda; Insecta; Hemiptera; Aphididae
Exons: 2
Coding region: 321-1382 (353 amino acids)
Source: RefSeq, a predicted model, not a curated record
UGAGACGUGCCUCGUAGCGAAACAUUAAUGCUAGCUCUACACUCUCGCCGAGGCGACGCGAGGCAACGCGAGCACGAGAGUGUAGUCGGUUCACUCGUGUCGUCUCGUCUCGUCUCGCCUUGCCUCGUGCGUGCUCCGUUCGGUGUCGGUUUUUUUGUAGCGAGUCAAAGGACACGUGCCACGAGGCGAGGCUUAUCAACUACAUUCUCGCGCUGUCUCGUGCUUGUCUGGUUUGAAAACAGCCGUUUAAUAUUGGUUUAUUUAUUUAUUGUUUAGUCAUUUACAUGAUAAAAAUUUUUUUCGUUCAAUAAUUUAUUAAAAUGUCUGACUGGACUAACGAAGAUGCAAUUGCAUUUAUGGAGCUUUAUCAAACUAAACCUAUUUUAUGGGAUCCAAAGCAUCGUUGGCAUAAAGAUAAGGCCAAAGUAAAUGAUGCUUGGGUCGAAAUUAGUAAUGUGUUCAACAAACCAAUUGAUGAACUGAAAAAUAAAAAAAAUUCCAUCAUGGCAACGUUUCGUGGGCAUUUAAGGAGAAAAAAGGCGUCGAUCAGAUCAGGAGCCGGGCAGGAAGAUAUUUAUAAGCCAAUAUGGUUUUUAUAUAAUCUAAUUGAAAGUUUUAUGGGAAAUAUUAAUGAUUGCAACGCUACUUUGGAUACAGAACAGGGUAAUAAUUCACAAAAUGCACAGGAGAUAACGGCAGAUGACAAUAUUAAUGAAACAAAUUUAUUCAACCAAAUCGGUCAACAAACUGAAGACGUCAAUCAAACACAGCGUCGCCCACCGGUUACACCCCGACGCCGAAGUAAUCCUACCGAACUAGAAGAAGCGGGAAAACAAAUGAAAAAGGCUUUUAGUACUCUGGAAAGUUGUAUAAAUAACAGGAAAGAAGAAGACGAGUGCGAUCUUUAUGCAAAAAUUUUCGCCAAAAAAUUACGUAAACUACCUGAAUGUGAACGUGAAAUAUUUAUGUACGAGAUUGAUGGAAUGUUUAUUAAUCGUUUACGUCAUUGCAACAAUCAAUCAUUGACUUCAUGUACCAACCCUUCUUUUACUCCUCCAGUAUCAAAUCAACCAAAAUCAGCUGUUGAAAUAAAUACACCAAAAAGACCAUCAUCGCCUUCUUUAAGUUCUUAUUCUGAACCUGAAUUAAUUCCUCAUUACUCUAUUUCUCAGCCUCAUUCACCAGUAAUUCAUAUUCCGGAAAGAAGUGACACGUGUUCUAACUCUCCGAUUUCAAACCUUUGCAACCCAGCCCAACUCUCCAUCUCUACGUCAAACACUAAUAUUUCAAACCAACUAAAUGUAACUACAUCGAACGCUCCAAAUUUAAAAGACACUGCUUUUUACGCUGCUCUUGACAAUUACAGUGGAGAUUAUAAUUGAUAUUAAUUAAUAAUUAAAAUAAGGCGAAAGUAUAAAUAAAUGUAAAAUUAUGUUUCAGUUGUG